Cololabis saira (Pacific saury) is the source of this 3571-nucleotide messenger RNA. It is a transcript of the gene sack1fb, whose product is annotated as family with sequence similarity 83 member Fb. The record is from RefSeq and is a predicted model, not a curated record. The coding region runs from base 108 to 1652 and encodes 514 amino acids. The transcript is spliced from 5 exons. NCBI's taxonomy places the organism in Eukaryota, Metazoa, Chordata, Actinopteri, Beloniformes, Belonidae.
UUACUCCACCUGAGGUGUCACACGCACGAAGGGAGUCACUCAGUAAACACCUCCUUGCGGAAGAGGUCUUGAGCUCCCGGAGGGAGUAGCCUCCGAUAAGAAACACCAUGGCCGAAUCCCAGCUCAUGUGCAUGGAGGAUGGGAAAAUCGGAGCCAAGACCCCGGAGUCCAACCCGGAGUUUUACUACAGCGAGGAGCAGCGCGCCGCCGUGGAGGAGCUGCUGAGGAACGGAGACGGAGCCUUCAAGACGAGACUCAAAGAGGACAACAUCAAAGACUUUCUGUCAGCGAGGGAAGUCCGACUCUUACUGAACACUUUCAGACAGUAUGACUCGGGGGGAGACGACAGCAGCAGCAGCAGCAACACGGUCCCCACCGCCGCCGGGACCGACGCGGAUUCCGGGCUCCGCUCCACGUACUGGCCCCAGAUGUCGGACACGGCCGUGCCGCCGCUGGACCUGGGCUGGCCCGGCGGGGCUAUGUUCAGGGGGGGCACCCGGGUGGCCGUGCACACGCACCCGCCCAAGGACCAGGGGCCCCACAUCAAGGAGGUGGUCCGAACCCUCAUCCAGGAGGCCAGCAAGGUUAUUGGAAUAGUGAUGGACAUUCUCACAGAUGUUCAAAUCCUACAAGACCUGAUGGAUGCAGCUUCGCGUCGUUCUGUGCCUGUGUAUAUCUUGUUGGAUCAGCAAGGUGUUCCACACUUCCUGGACAUGUGCUCAAGGCUUCAACUCGGUGCACAACACCUCCGGAACUUCAGAACCAGAACAAUUGAAGGAGUUGGCUUCAGUCUGUCAUCCGGCAGAUUCCCUGGUUCAGUUAGUAAUAAAUACAUGCUGAUAGAUGGUGACAAAGUCGUGUUUGGCUCCUACAGUUUUGCCUGGUGCACGUCUCGUAUGGACCGAAACAUGAUCACUGUGAUGACAGGACAAGUGGUUGACUUCUUUGACAGAGACUUUCGUGAGAUGUACGCAGUCUCUGAGAAACUGAACCUCUACAAGGAGUUGCAUGUUAGUCCGCCUGCUGAAAAUGAGACCGCCACAAUUCGAUCCAAAGUAGGGCCCAAACGCCCCACAUUACCAGCAACUACAUCCCGCUUCCAGGUCACCUUAGGAGAUUCACGGAAUGCCAUCGAGGUUCCUGCUCACAAAUACUACAAUCCUAAAUAUGCCCUAGCGUUUGGGGGCGCUCCGAACCCAACAAGGUCUCUGAAAGAGUCAACAUCUAAAAGGGGUACAGCUCAGGCCGGGGUUGCCAUGGAGAUGGACCCGGGAAGGCCUCGAUUGUCCAGCAGUGAUAGGCUGGAACGGACAAGUCCAAUUCCCUCUGAAGUCCCAAGUGAAAGCUCCAACAUGCCAAAUGGAGUUACUCAGGAUAAAAAGGGACGGUUUACAUGGAGGUCAAAAUUCUCGAAAAAGAAAUCUUCCAAAAAGCAUUCUGUUCAAGACACUGCAAGUCCUUCUGUCACAGAAAUUGAUCAAAUUGAUGAUAAUGAGGACACUUUUGUGAUUGUAAAAUCUCCAUUUAAAGAUAACAAGAAGGUAUCGAAACAGGAUGUGAGACUGGGGUCUCAGCAAACUGUCAACACUGCACAUGACAACGGAAGUUUUAAGAGUCAACGUAAAGAAAGAAAAUCGUGUACCGUGUCCUGAUCUGAUCGUGCUUGUCUCUAACCACAGACUGCAGUCACAUUCUUGACUCACUUCACGUUGAACCAGCACUUUAAAGACCAAACGGAUGUGUUUAUUGGCACAUACUGCUUUUGUGUUUGUUCUUUUUUUAAUUGUUUUUUUUUUUGUGUUUUUCAAAUCAAUCAAAGUGUUGUGAGAUAUAUGUUGUCCUGGUGCGAUGAUUAACUGUCUCCUUUGUUCUCUUCUAAUCUGGCUAAAUCAUUGCACGUCACACUGCUCUGGAGAAGAUUACAGCUGUGAAAUAUUGCCUCUCCUUGACUAAUUGUUUUCCAGUUGACCUUCUCUAUGAACAGCUGAACAGCAUAAAUUCUCAGAUGGAGGUGGGGGGGUGUGUCAUAUAUGCAAACCUGUAAAGCCAUAUUUAAAUAAUGAAGCCAAGGAGAAACUUUAGUGCAAACUUGUCUUGACAUGUUGCAUUGCCUAAAAAAAUCUACCUCCAUACAUGUGGUGUUAGUGUAUAAAUAUGUUUUUAGGUUUGAUUUCCAGCCUAGUUAAUAUGCAAUAGAUGCAAAAAGGUAAUCAAAAUUAAAAAUAUUUGUUUUAUUGCUAUUUAGAGAAUAUUGGGCUGGAUAAAUUAUCUCAUUUUAAUUUGACUCAAAUGUGACUCAUUUUAACGUUUCCUUUAUUAUGAUUCAGUGUUAAAGCAAAUAUGAAGUGAGCUGUUUAUCUGGAGGCCAUUGGACAGACGACCAUGGUGGGGUAUAGUGACAACCAGAUUCCUAUAAACAAAAGACAUCUAAAAUGAUGUGCAGCAGAGAGGUGACAGGUGAAUAACUGUUGUGGAUUUCAUUUGAAAAAACUUGUUGAUUGAAGGUGUUAUUAGCAAUUCUGCCGCAAUCUUGGAUGUUAUUAAUAGUAACUCUGAAGUCACUGAAUGAGUCAUCGCAUUAACCCUGCCCCCCCCCAUUGCGAUUGGUUCAGUUCUGAACCAGUGGAAAUGGCUGUGAAUAGGAGGGGUACCAGAAUCAUUCACAUAAAAAGAGUUGGCACAGAGUGAAUGGUCAUGGCUGUCCUGAAUUAACUUGACUUAACUGUAAGAGCACAUGUGCAAACAAAUAUUUUCAAGAAUCAAUUUCCACCACUUGUCUUAGGAAACAGUGUUGACUUCUGUGCUUUUUUUCCCUCGCUGCUUUGGAUUUUCACUGUACUAACAGUGACGUUGAACACUGUUAAUCCCUGAAUAACUACUUUAUACUUUUGCUUCUUAUCCUGAGGAGACCUUGAACACACAAAAAUGUAUUAAUUGUGCAUAAAAUGACACUAACAUUUUAUAAUUUGUCUUUAAAUAAAUUAUAAUCAAAGAUCUGAUGAUCUAACAUCUGUGUAAUGGAGUAAAAGUGUCUUCUGUCUGCUCUUGUAAGGGUUUCAUUAAAGGAAAUCCGUUAGAGAAGUUGUGACAAAACCGAUUACGGACAAAAAAAUUUUUUUUUUCUUCUUUAAAAAUAAAUUUUCCUGCAACAAAAGAGCUAAAUGAAAGUCAUUACUUUGAUUGUAGCUUCUCUUAGUGACAACAUCUUGCAGUUUAAGGUAGAAACCCGAUGACUGCAGUGAACAAAGUGGCCGCUACACGCUGCCAGGCACUCGCUAACAGCCCAGAUCUCAAAGAGGAACUGCAGCACUGAUGGGGCUGCUGGUUGAGUCAGGGGGGGGUAGGCUGUGGUGCAACACUGAAACAGGAAGUCAAAACUGCAGCAGGAAGAGGCCUUCUUACAGUAACUCCCUUAAGAUGCAGCAGGCAUGAGAAUAGAGCCUUUCGCGUAACAUGUGCACCCAAAUGUAUAUUUUAAGGAUCCAUUUGUCUGUUCGGUGGAGAUAUUUGAUAGGGGGAUUUUUAACAACUUUUUUUAACAGGUUUGUACAACUGCAAUUAAAAAAUAAAU